Brassica napus (rape) is the source of this 6411-nucleotide messenger RNA. Its product is annotated as adenine/guanine permease AZG2-like. Bases 114 to 1793 code for a protein of 559 amino acids. Gene Ontology annotation, biological process: transmembrane transport. Gene Ontology annotation, molecular function: purine nucleobase transmembrane transporter activity. The record is from RefSeq and is a predicted model, not a curated record. NCBI's taxonomy places the organism in Eukaryota, Viridiplantae, Streptophyta, Magnoliopsida, Brassicales, Brassicaceae. The transcript has a single exon. Gene Ontology annotation, cellular component: plasma membrane.
AUAAACCUGCGAGUCUUUUAUAAAAUAAAACACAAAUAUAUAAAAAUAUGAUAUUUACUAAAUAUUUGUCAAUUGAAAAAGAAAAAAAAUAAUAAACAUUAAAGGGCCUUCAUAUGUAUCUGGCAUCCUCCACCUGCAUUUCCUCCCUAAAUUCCUCAUAUUUUGUUUCUUUUCCUCUCUUGGUUUCCGUCAUGGGGAGAGAGACGAAGGUGUGCAAGUCAUGGAACGAAAUUAAGAAACAUCUAAAUGAUACCGUUUCAAAGAGCAUAGUCGGUCGUUACUUCAAGCUAGAAGCAAGAAAAUCAAAUUUCACAACCGAACUACGAGCUGCAACAGCCACAUUCCUCACCAUGGCUUACAUCAUUACCGUAAACGCCACCAUCCUAGCUGACUCUGGUGCCACUUGCUCCUUCCAUGACCAUGACUGCUCCACCGACUCUGGUUCUUCAUCACCUAAACCGAACUGCGUCCUUGGCUCCAACCAAGGCUACGAAGAAUGUCUUGCGAGGGUCAAAAAGGACCUCGUUGUAGCCACAUCUUUGUCAGCCAUGGUGGGAUCUUUAGCUAUGGGGUUGUUAGCUAAUCUCCCAUUCGGACUUGCUCCUGGUAUGGGUGCCAACGCUUACAUCGCAUACGACGUGGUUGGUUUUCGCGGUUCCGGUUCAAUCUCUUACCAUACCGCUAUGGCCAUUGUGCUACUCGAGGGAUGCGCAUUUCUUGCAGUGUCUGCUUUAGGACUCCGCGGAAGACUGGCUCGUCUCAUCCCUCAAACGGUGAGACUAGCAUGCGCUGUUGGUAUCGGAAUGUUCAUUGCCUUUGUUGGUUUGCAGAUGAACCAAGGUGUUGGUCUUGUGGGACCCGAUAAGUCAACUUUAGUAACGUUGACCGCAUGCUCAGAGACAGAUCCAGUCACCGGAGCUUGUCUGGGAGGGAAAAUGGAGAGUCCUACGUUUUGGUUAGCAGUCGUCGGGUUUCUCAUAACGAGCUACGGUCUCAUGAAGAACGUCAAGGGGGGUAUGAUAUAUGGAAUCGUUUUCGUUACGGUUGUUUCUUGGUUUAGAAACACCCAAGUCACAACCUUUCCUCACACUCCUCUCGGUGACUCAAACUAUAACUACUUCACAAAAGUUGUUGACUUUCACAAGAUCCAGUCAACGUUAGGAGCUAUAAGCUUCACGGAGUUUAGAAAGAGCGAGGUUUGGGUCGCGUUCGCUACUCUCUUUUACGUCGAUCUCCUUGGCACGACUGGAGUACUCUACACGAUGGCUGAGAUCGGAGGCUUCGUGGAGGAGGACGGAAAGUUCGAAGGAGAAUACACUGCCUACUUAGUGGACGCAGGCUCCUCCGUUGUGGGGUCAGCGUUAGGCGUUACAACGACAGCGACUUUUGUGGAAUCUUCUGCGGGUUUGAAAGAAGGAGGGAAAACGGGGUUAACGGCCGUUAUCAUCGGUAUGUACUUCUUGGUGUCCAUGUUCUUGACGCCGUUAGUGACUAACGUGCCUAGGUGGGCGGUGGGACCGUCACUAGUGAUGGUUGGUGUGAUGAUGAUGGGAGUUGUGAAAGAUAUUAGAUGGGGAGAGACUAAAGAAGCCGUUACGGCGUUUAUAACGAUCUUGCUGAUGCCGUUGACUUAUUCCAUUGCUAAUGGGAUUAUUGCUGGUAUUGGUAUAUAUCUUGCUCUAAGCAUGUACGAUAUCGUUUCGGGAAUCGUCACGUGGCUUAACGGAGUUAGGAAACGGGUCAUGAGAGAACAUAAUCAAGUUUUCUCUGACGCAACCGUCGAGAUCGUAUGAUUUUUUACGGUAAUCGAUGUCACUAAACCGGUUUACUGGUCUGAGUGUACCGGAAGUGGUGGACGUUUCACAUGGUCGGUCGUCGGAUGACUAUGCAAAGACCCGUAAUGAAUGCUCGGUGGGUUUUAUUUAUGUUCCUUCUUUUUGUUGCUGUUGUUAUUUUGGUUUACUUUGCGUAGGAGUGAGUAGUGAACUAGCAUUGGAUGCAUUAGCUGCCAUGAAGUGUGUUGUUAAAAUUCACGGCUGCUUGUGCAUGCAUUGUUUUUGUGUUUCAGCAAAACGCUUUUCUUCAGUUUGAAUGUAGCAAAUACAUCAAUCAGAGACGUUUGGAUCUUAAUUAACUUGGAUUUAUGGUCGUUGUGAAUUUGGUGUGAUGAUGGUGGGAGAAUAAUAAUAUCAGAAAGAAUUUAAACUAAGAUAAAUUGAUACUGCCAAGGUUGAGUGAUCUUUUUCUGCACAGUUUUCUUUUUAGGAACCGAUGGAUAUGUCUUCACUAAAACUUGUUUAACUCUCCAGCCAUAAUUUCAAAAAAUGAUUUCAAAUCAGUUGAAUCUUAAAGACUAAUCAAAUAUUUGUCUUUCCGCCAAAAAUGAUCUGAAAAAAUAAAUAAGAGAGAAUCUCCAUCCCAGAGUAAACUUUUGAUGCUUUGAUUAUGUAAAAAAUGAGAAAAUUACCCUUCUAUUUUGGUGUUGGUCAAUGGUGUCGACCUCGAAACAUUGGUUGUCCAAUUUUUGUUUCUUUUGCAACAUUUUCGUGACUGGAACAAUGCUUUUUUGUUCUUUUUUUAGGGAAGUUUACUUAAAUGACACAAAUUAAUUGUGUUAUUAAUAGAAUAACUCAUAUUUUUUGAAAAUUAUUAGAAUAUUUUUAUGCUCGAAAUUGCAUUUGUCUAUAGUUAUAACAAAAAAAACAUUACCAAAAUACUCUUAACUUUUGAUCGACGGCAGAUUUAUUUUCAAAAAAAUAAAUCUGUCAAAUAAUAAGUAUGUUUAUAAAAUCUGUAUAAAAAAAUAAACUACUGUUAAAGUGGUGUCAGACUUUCUUAAAAACGUCAGAUUUAUUUCCACGACAGAGUUAAUUGUCUGAUUUGAAUAGAAAACAGAUUUUUAGGAAUAUGUCUGUCGAGUGAGGUAGCAGAUUUAUUAUAAAUGGUAGAUUUUUGUGGUCAACUUAUUUUAUUAUGUUCGACUUAUUUUCUUAUGGCAGAUUUAUAUAUCCGACUUAAAAUUGUUGGUAGGCUUUUUGUUUAUAUGGUGGCAGACUUUUUAAUAUAUGUUAUGGCAGAUUUAUUGACGGAAAUCUAGGUUUAUGUAAACCAAACUUAAUUUAAUAUUCAAUUUCGAUCGGUUUACAUUAAUUUCGAAUCUGGUUUAUUUUUACGUUAAUUAAAAUUAGAAUUAGAUAAUUUUUUGUAGUUGUCAUCAUCUCUGUCAUUUCUCUUUUCUUCCUUAUCAAGUUGUCCUUUUUUAUGGUGGUUUAAUCACUUGUUGCACUCCUUAUGUUUGGAGAAACAUGAACUCAAUGAUGUAUCAAAGAAACAAUGUUAUUUACUGAGUUUGAGCUAAGGUAAGAGUCAAUACUCAAACUUAGUUAUAAGGUUUCAUGCCUCACCAAUAUCUGACUGUGGUGAGUGAAAUUCUUUGGUUAUGCUUCCAUGAAUUCAAGUAGAUAGUUUCAUAUAGACAUAACAUACUAGCGGCUGCUAAUCUUAGAUUGCACAUAAGUUGUAGAAGAAGGCUUUGCUUAUUUAUUCAGGGUAUAUUGAAAAGAACAAUAACAAGGGAACCAUAUAUAUACACUAGAAUGCUAAUGAUUUUAGCUUAUGUUGCAGAGCUUCUUUACAAGGUAUGUACCAAAUGAUAGUACAAGUUAAUAAAUAAUGUACACGUAAAAAAUAUAGGGACCAUAUCUUUUAAUGGCUCCAUAUCCAUUGAAAAGUAUUCCACUUUCAUCAGUCACAUCUUAUAAGGUAUGUGUUUACCAACAACGGUGACUUCUCAGAGCCUGCUACAGUCCUAGUUGAAUCCUCUUUUUCUUUUCCCCAAAUCACAGUGUAUAAUCCAAAGAUCAAAAUCGCUGAUCCAAUGACGAAGUUUCGUUUCUCUCAAACAUGUCUAUUGCCCUCAAGCUUAGGCAAAGGUCUUGAACGAUCUCCAUGUUCGUCACUGCAGCAUAUCCCGCAGCGUUAGACUCAAACAGAAAACAUAAAAGAAUCGACGAUCUAUAUGAAACCUGGUCCAUGGCGCUGGCUUGUUAUCACAUCUAACAAAAAGGUAACAAUAGACCUUAAAAGAACCCUAUAGAAAACAGAAGAACAGGUCAGAAAAAUAAUCAACUCUCUGCACAGACAUAGCUGGUGAAAAAUUAUGGUUAUUAAGCUGUAUACAUACCUGCACUCCAACUUUUAGCCAGCACUUCUCAAUCCUAUAAACACCAUCAUAUCUCAUUCCUGCCUCAGGGGCAUAUGCAGAUCUUUUUUCUUUGUAAGACCUGUAUAUGAAAUAUAAAAAGUGUCACUUCUGGUCAGAGUUUAUCAAGUGAACAUUCAGUUAUCUCGAAAGAUAACUGCACAAGGUUUAAUUCAACUUUUGGACAACAACCUUUUCUUAUUCCCUUCAUAUAGCAUUGGCGCACAAAAAAGCAUUCCAUAAUCUUACCGUAGGAAAGCUAAAACACUGGGAAUGUGAGUAAAGUGUUGAGGUGUUGGGAAUUAGGGUUUUCAAAAUUUAACAUUGAAUCAAACAAUACUUUUAAGAACAUGUGAUAAUAACUUAGAAUUGCAUAGAUUCAGGACUUACACUUUCAUUUAUCUUCGAUUUAAAUCUGGAUUUGUCAGAGGUGAUCUCGGAUUUAGGGUUCCUCUUGUACAACAGAGAUGGCGGCGAGCUCGGUGGAGUUGACAAAAUGGAAGGCUGCUGUGACAGAGGAGAAGUCGUCGUAGACAGAAGUGAAAAGGAAGGGUCUGAUUUGCUUUCGUCGCCUUUGGAGAACACGACCCACGACCCUCUCGACGGCAAAAUGAUUUUUUUUUGGGAAAUAAUUAAACAUUUCUUUAUUAAUAAAUAUCAGAUUCUCAGUGGCAAUUUUGUGAAUAAUAAAGGGAAUGGUUGUUUUGGUAUUUUCGUUUGCCUUAUGAGUUAUUCUAGUAAAUACAAAAGUUUAUGAGUUAUUCUAGUCAUUAUAUGUAUAAUUUGAGUUAUUUUGAGUAAUUUCUCUUUUUUUUUAUAAACCGGAACUUCCAAUCUAUCUAUAAUCCAUCCCCUGCCAAUGGAGAUCGGAAUAUGCAAACUAGGAGAUAUGUUUCUUGAUUAUUCAAUACUAGGGGUUGGCCCGCCCUACGAGCGGGUGAAUUUACACUAAGACUAUUUUAUAUUAAAAUAUAAUUUUAAUUUUAUAAAACAUUUAAAAUUUUAAUUUAUAUUCAAAAUAAUAGAUAUAAUAUGUUUAUUCUAAGAUCAAAUUGUAAUAUUAAAUUUUUUGCGGGUUUAAGAUGAAGAAAACCACUAACAUUGAUUUUUGGUAGAAAAUACAAAAUUUUCAAAUAAAAAAAAAUGGAAAAUAUAAUCAUUUAUAUUUUUCUUUUUUGAUUUAUAUUUCAAUUUGAUAUAGUUGAAGAAAAUCUAAAGUAUAAAUAACUAAUUUUUUUAUUUCUAAGAAUAUUUUAAUAUUAUUACAAUAGCUAAUUAUCUCACGAUAAUAAAUUAAUACACUCACCUCCAAAUAAAAUCAACUGAAAAUCAAAUGUAAUGCGGCAAAAUUAUAAAAAUUAUAUUUUAAAGUAAUAUAUAAUAGUGUCAAUAAUUUUAUAAAUAAUAAUUAAUAUAUAUUAUGUUACACUAAAUGAUGUUUUAUAAUAUAUAUUUGUUUCAGUUUUAUAUUAGAUUUUGAUCUAUAUGAUACGUUAGAGGCAGGAAAUAGUGCUAUAAGUUCAUGUCAUUUUUAGAGGUAAUAAUGAUAUGGACCUUAUGUUAAUUAAUAGAACAAAUAAUAAUUGAUUAUGUAAAUUGCGAUAAACUUUUUGAUCUUAUAAUUAUGUUAUUAAUUAUGUUCAAUAUGUUUCUCAAAAAAUUGCUCUGAAAACCAUAGAGGAUGUGGCAAAAUAUGGUAAAGAAGGUAUGCACUUUGUAAAUUUCUGUUUUUUUGGAAGAAAACACUUGUCUGUAAGAUACCACUGUUUAUAACCUUUGCCUUGGAAGCUUCAUGACAUUUGUUAUUAUGAAGGCAAGAAAUAGAGAAAUUUUCUUCAUAAAAAAUUUGCAUUAAUAAUUUAAUCGACAACCACAACAUGGAGUUCUAAAACAAAAGGAAAAUAGAAUUAAACGAAAGGUAAAAAUACUAAAGCAGUAAUCGAUAAGAAGUUGAUGAAAAUUAAAAGAUAAGCAGUAGUUGAUAAGAAGUUGUGGUUGUCUAAGAGCUAGUAGUGGACUCAUUCCACACGUGCUUUCUUGCGGGCAUUUCUAUCAGCAGCAACUUGUUUUUUGGCCGAUGCAGGACCUCCGGCAGUUGAAGCAUCAGACGUGGAUGGCUCCUCUGCCACAUUGCAAGUGUUGGCAUCUUUCUCAUCUGUUCCUGGUACCACAACUUCAUGCAGCGCUGCCUCAGGAGCAUUUGCACCUUC